Messenger RNA from Carica papaya (papaya), 3209 nucleotides. RefSeq lists its product as uncharacterized. The record is from RefSeq and is a predicted model, not a curated record. NCBI's taxonomy places the organism in Eukaryota, Viridiplantae, Streptophyta, Magnoliopsida, Brassicales, Caricaceae.
GGUUUUCUUCUUCAUCUCUCUUGUCUAUCUAUUCCUUUAUUUUCACGUUCUUCUUUCUACAGUUCCUUCGCUGGUAAGAACGGACGGUGCCACACCCAAUUCGACCCGAUUAGGCCGGCAGCAAUCCAACUUCAGACCCGAAACGCCGGUAUUCAGCUACUACGGUUUGCCGUUGCGGUUUUCUGCCCAAUGGGCUCCCAAUCUGGUUCUUGAAGCUGCGACGGACCGGUUCCUUGGUUUUCCAAUUUGGACUACAGUUUAGGGUUAGGGUUUUCUAUUUGGAGCAUUGCCUGCCGAGGGAAUUUGGAAGUUUGUUCAAUUCUAGGGUUUUCUUGGCUCGAUUUGAUACGGGAAAGAUAGGUGGGGUUAGAGGAUAAUGUGUAUAUUGUGUGUGAUUCAAAAGUGGUCUCGCCGGGUUGCUACGAUGCUGCCUUGGUUAGUUAUUCCUCUUAUAGGACUAUGGGCUCUCUCUCAACUUCUGCCACCAGCUUUUAGAUUUGAGAUUACCUCUCCAAGAUUGGCUUGUGUUUUUGUGCUUUUGGUUACUCUUUUCUGGUACGAGAUUUUGAUGCCUCAGCUAUCAACUUGGCGGGCGCGGAGAAAUGCCCGUCUUAGGGAGAGAAAGAGGUUUGAAGCUAUUGAAUUGCAGAAGCUUCGGAAAACAGCUACACGGCGUUGCCGUAACUGCUUAACUCCCUAUAGGGAUCAGAAUCCAGGUGGGGGUAGGUUCAUGUGCUCCUAUUGUGGACACAUUUCCAAGAGACCGGUUUUGGACUUGCCUGUGCCACCUGGGUUGGGAAUUUCGAAUUCUGGAAUUAUCAAAGAUCUUGUUGGGAAGGGUGGAAGGAUAUUUAAUGGAAAAGGUUGGACUGAGAAUGGGUGGACAUGCGGGCAGGAUUGGUUGGAAAAUGGCAACUGGGUUGGUGGGCCUAUUUCAGGGAAGUCUAGUUACUUGAGAAGGAAUGGGAUUUUUGGAGGAGAUGACCAUUGUUUGGCUGAGAAAUCUUAUUCUGGUGUUGUAAUUUUUGCAUGUAAGCUGCUGACAUCAUUUUUCUUCAGUAUUAGGUGGCUUUGGAGAAAGAUUUUUAGGGUCAGUUCAUCAGGGGAUGAAUCUUCAUCUGACGCAGGGCAGAGGGGGAUCCUGACUAAAAGAGGUGAGAAUGGAGCAAAUUUUCAUGAAAGUAGAGGUGAGAAAGCACGCAGAAAAGCUGAGGAGAAGAGACAGGCUAGGUUGGAGAAAGAGCUUUUGGAGGAGGAAGAAAAAAAGCAAAGAGAGGAGGUUGCAAGGUUGGUGGAGGAACGGAGAAGAUUGAGGGAUGAAAAGAUGGAAGCUGAAAAGGAUCGUAGUAAAUCAUCACCACCUGCCAAAGAGAAAGAUAGCAAGAAGGAAGCUGAAAAAAGGCGUCAAGAAAGAAGAAAAGAGAAAGACAAGGGUUCUAGUAAGAGCAAUUCUGAUGUUGAGGAGCUUGAAAAGAGAGCAGGCAAGGAAACUGAUCGGAAGCGUGAGCUUGACAAGAAGAAUGAGAUGGAUCGUCGAGAACAAAAACAUGGGGCUGAUCAUGCCAAAGUCCAGUGCACGGAAGUUGGACAUGGUCAUGGAAUGAAGAACAGUUCUACAAUUAAUGUUAGUAAGGGAAAUACUACCAAUAGGUACCUUGAUCGUAUGAGGGGUACAUUUUUGUCGUCUUCUAAGGCUUUUGGUGGAGGUAGUUUCUUUGGAAAGGGUGUUAACACUCCUAUUACUGUUACAAAAGAAAACAAGUCCAACAGUUCUGUAGAUCAUACCCAUACUUCUAUACAGAGAAGAGAUCAGUUUCCACAUGAUCGUGUACCUGGAAAAUCAUUUAUGAAUGGAGAUGACAAGAAUGUCAGUCGUCCUGUGCUCUCUGAGCCUCAACCAAGGGCCGCACCUAAAAAGUCGUGGCAACAGCUAUUUACCCGCUCAUCAUCUAUUCCUGCAUCCUCUAAUGUAAAUGUUAUUAGUAGACCAAAUUCUAAGGUUCAAGCAGAUGCGCAGGGUUCAAAACUACCGGGUCAUGUGUCAUCGAUGCAAACAUUUGAUAAUCCAAUCAAUUUUGGGCUGCCAUCUCCAUUUACUUUAUCUACCCACUCAAGUGGGUCCAUCAGCAGUACUUUAGGUUUCUCACCUGUGAUUGAACCCAUUUUUCCCCGUGUUGCAGAAGGGUCUCAUGAAUUUAUACCUGAAGAGCCUGAGCUUUUUGAAGACCCCUGUUAUGUUCCUGAUCCAGUGUCCUUACUGGGACCUGUUUCAGAGUCACUUGACAAUUUUCAGUUGGACUUGGGGGCUGGUUUUGGGGCAAACAUGGGACUAGAAAGGCCUCUUGGUCUGAAGAAUGUUUCUGCUGCUUCUGAAAUCAGCAAGCCAUCACCGAUUGAGUCUCCAUUGUCACGAUUACGCACUGCUGAUGAGAAGCAUAAUAGUCCUAAUUGGUUUUCAGGUACCCCGAAGAGCCAAGAUGUGCAUGUUUUUCCUGUGGAUGAUUCCAACGUAAAUGAGAAGGGGACAUGGCAGAUGUGGAGCAGUUCUCCACUUGGUCAGGACAGUCUUGGCUUGGUGGGUGGUCAAGCAAGCUGGCUUUUACCUGCAGGACAGAACAGAUCGAACAAGGAAGAUUUUGUACACCAACCUGCUCAAAAAAAUAUGGUGUCUCUAUUUACAAAUGAGGAUCCACUGCUUCCAAAUGCACAAUCUCCUGGGAAGGCUUUCCCUGGCAAUGGUCGGAAUGGAGGGAAAUUCAGUCCUGUUGCUACUUCAAGUGAGCAUGAUCCGUGGUUGCAGAAUGCAUUCUUCCCACCGUGUCUAGCAGCAAUAGCCGCCUCCCUCUCAAACUAGAGGAAAGUAGCCAGAAUGAAAUUGUGUAUGGGAGUCCUGGAGGAUCUGCUACUGACCACUCAUUUGAGCUGUCCCCUGGAGCUUGGGCCAACCAAGGGGAAUGGGCUGCGCAUGGUUCAUCUGAAGGUGUUAGAAUGCCAUCUGCUGUAAUGCCCUUGGCUGGCGGUAGAAUUCCUAAUCCAGAUGUACAGUCACUUUGGUGAUUUGAAUGAAAAAGGAAAAGUGACAGUUUGAGGGACCUAAAAUUACACCUGUUCUCAAGAGGCAAACAGCCUCUCCUUUGGGGAGAGUUUAGAAAUACUGAACGCAUUGUAUCUUCCUUCUCUUCUUUAUGAGGGAGAUUGAUGUUUACUUA